AUGGGUUGUGCAACCCAUAAAUUACCGAAACAAUUAUUUAAUAAAGCUGAUUUAAUUGAAUUACAAAAAUAUUCUGAUGAAUUACAUGAAAAACGUAUUAAAAUUCUUAAAUGGAUGGAAGAUGAUUUAGAAUUAAAAUCACCUAUGAAUGAUUAUAAGAAAAUAAAUUGGAAAAAUAUUAAAGAAAAUGUACAAUUAACAUAUUGGCAAGAAGCAUGGGAACGAGAACAAGAAUUAGUUAAACAUCCUUCGAUGGUUGAUUCAUGUGAAUCAAAAAUAUCUUGUAUUACAAUGGUUGAUGAAAAUCUUCGAGUUUUAUGUGAUGAAGAAAUAGAAACAUUUUGGAAAGAUUUUGAACAAACACAUUCAUCUAACUAA
Messenger RNA from Adineta steineri, 378 nucleotides. The record is from the annotation of a GenBank genome assembly. Lineage: Eukaryota; Metazoa; Rotifera; Eurotatoria; Adinetida; Adinetidae.